Molecule: messenger RNA, 3260 nt
Organism: Amphiprion ocellaris (clown anemonefish)
Lineage: Eukaryota; Metazoa; Chordata; Actinopteri; Pomacentridae
Gene: klhdc10
Product: kelch domain containing 10
Exons: 9
Coding region: 148-1314 (388 amino acids)
Biological process (GO): positive regulation of stress-activated MAPK cascade
Molecular function (GO): protein binding
Source: RefSeq, a predicted model, not a curated record
UUGGUCAAGCUGUCGCACGGCCGGGGGUGAAAUUUGUGAAUGGCUUCAAAACUGACUGGAAUGUGAAAUGAUUUAUCGGCGCUUUAGCAGAUGUUGUUUUUAUUCGACGUGACGUUCUUCAGGACUGGAUUGUAAAAGGCGGAGACGAUGUCGGACGCUGAAGGUGCUCGCAGUCCGGAGCAGCUGAAUAAAUUCGAGAGACUGACAGGCAGGCCGCCGCUCGCUGUGACGUUAGCAGGUCAUCGUACUCCCCGCGCUCGCAGUGGGCAUCGCUGUGUCGCUGACAACACUAACCUGUAUGUGUUUGGAGGGUACAACCCUGACUACGAUGAGUCAGGAGGCUCAGAGAAUGAAGACUAUCCACUGUUCAGGGAGCUUUGGAAGUAUCACUUCGCCACAGGCUGCUGGCAGCAGAUCCGAACAGAGGGCUACAUGCCCACAGAGCUGGCAUCUAUGUCAGCUGUUUUGCACGGCAACAACCUCCUUGUGUUUGGUGGUACUGGGAUCCCCUUUGGUGAAAAUAACGGCAAUGAUGUUCACGUUUGUAACGUGAAGUACAAGCGAUGGUCACUGCUCAACUGUCGAGGGAAGAAACCCAACAGAAUCUAUGGACAGGCAAUGGUCAUUAUAAACGGCUUCCUGUACGUAUUUGGAGGGACGACAGGUUACAUCUACAGCACAGACCUGCACAGGCUGGACCUGACCACUAGGGAGUGGAUCCACCUCAAGCCCAACAACCCUCCUGAUGACUUGCCCGAGGAACGGUACAGGCAUGAAAUAGCACAUGACGGACAGAGGAUCUAUAUUCUGGGAGGAGGAACUUCCUGGACAUCUUAUCCUCUAGAUAAGAUACAUGCUUACAAUCUGGAGACCAAUUCCUGGGAGGAGAUUACCACUAAACCUCAUGAAAAAAUAGGGUACCCUGCUCCUAGAAGAUGCCAUAGCUGUGUGCAAAUACGUAAUGAUGUAUUUGUCUGUGGAGGCUACAACGGCGAAUUGAUAUUAGCAGAUCUGUGGAAGAUCAACCUGCACACGUUCCAGUGGAGUAAACUACCAGCAGUGAUGCCUGAGCCAGCCUACUUUCACUGUGCUGCUGUUACCCCAGCUGGCUGCAUGUACAUCCACGGUGGUGUGGUGAACAUCCAUGAGAACAAGAGAACUGGCUCUCUGUUCAAGAUCUGGCUGGCGGUGCCCAGCCUGCUGGAGCUCUGCUGGGAGAAGCUCCUCAAGGCCUUUCCCCACCUGGCUUCACUCCCCACCAUGCAGCUGCUCAACCUGGGCCUCACGCAGGAACUCAUUGAACGCUUGAAAUAGGCACAGUGGAGUACGGACAGAUGAAAAUGGAAGGGCUGGGCUGGACAGCGAGGAGGAGAGGAGGUCUGACAGAGCACAGAAUUUAAUUCACGGCAAGUUUUCGGGAUAAUGCCCUCCCCUUCCCCUGCCUAACGUAGCCCCGCCUUAAAACCAAAAACAGUGGGAUGCCUUUUUUCGUUUUUGUUCUAAUUUUUUGUAGUUACGGUGACGAUAAAGAAAAUAUAUGUGGAAUGUUUUAUGGAUUUUACUCAAACUCCCCCCCUGCCACCACUGUUUCUUACAUGAUGCAUUUGUGUCAAGCCAAGUCCGGAUUCUUGUUUCAUCCUCCAAAACUAAAUAAAUGGAUUUUUUAUUUUUUUUUGCCAUGUCAGGAAGUCAAACACUGUCUACUCCCAUUUUUUUUUUUUUUUGUGAAAAAUCUAGUCAUUUUAAGAAUUCUGUGCGAAGGAAGAAUGCAUGUAUAUUUAUUUAAAGGACUUAAUCACUUUUCGGGGGGGUAUUCUCUUGAACUGAUAUUGCUGUUUGCACAUUUUGUCUUGCAUAUUUGUAGGCAUUUACUUUUUUUAAUAGAUUCUACAAGCAAGAGUGACCACAGUGAUUAUUUCAGUGUGAAAAGGUGACCGACAGAAGUUUUGCUGAAGAACCAUGGCAGUGUUUUUGUCCAUUUUAGCCAAUUUAAUACAGCUCACAUGUAGUUUUAAUUGCUGCAGACAUGGUGUAGUGUUUUAGAAUUGAAACCAGAAGCUUGAAAAUUGUGUGGAUUCUGUAGUCAGUCUCUGAUUUUCAUGUCUGGGUAUAGAAAAGCAGACAUGGUCUCCUCUGCAAAGGUUUACUCUCCAAAUUAUGUUCAUGUUUAGACACAUGAUAUCUGCCUGGAAGGAAAGAAACGCAUUAAAAACCGAAAGACUAAACUGCACAACUUGGUAAUGGUCAAUGUUUGUGAGAAGUUGCCUAAAACAUGCAGAAACACUGUGUGCGCUUCAUUAGCAUGUAAAGAAAGGUUUAGUGCAGGUGUCUGGGUCCUUGUAUUUCCUGUACUUUCCAUUAUACAUCGAUACUGUCUAGUCGGAAGAAUCAUCUGCUGAAAAGGGAGAAGGAAGGUGGGUAUCUUCGAGAUAAUUUAUUUCCCUUGGCGGCUUUCAUUUGUAAACCAAACCAUGCUACACAUCACUGUGAAUCUGGUGCUCUUUGACAUUUAUUUAAAAUGCUUUUGUUUGAAUAAAGACUUCAUUCUACUUUUACUCCCUCUUCGUUGAUGACAUGAGAAACGGUUUUGCACAGGGAGUUGCUUCAGUAGCACGCUUUUACAACCAUACGUUUAUACUGCAGUGCCUUUUCCAAACUUGUAAUUAGGGAGCCAUUUCAUAAAUACAGGCAGUAUAAGAUCUUUGCAUGUAUAGACAAAAUUCUUUAGAUUUGGGGAAUAUUUUAAGAAUCCAAUCAUUACCUAUAAUCACUAAAUGUGCUGCUGGCCAAAAGUUAGAUUUUUCAAGUCUUACUGUUGAAGACUUUGUAUUUUCUUCUUCUUAAUGACCAGAUACAGAUUUUUAAAAUGAGAUGCAUCAUGUUGGUCAUCAGUCUAAGAAGCAAUUAGUGUUUUAAAGUAAUAUGUUCAUAUGUUUCAUUUAAACGAUGCCAAACAAUGUUCCACCUUCAGUGAGUGAUAUUAAUAAGGAAUGUGAGGUUGGGUGACACUUUCAGUCAGGUUGCGAUGCUGCCAGAUGGUUUGAUGGCCACAAAUGCAUGAAUCUACCUGCACUUCUGUACCUUAACCCUGUUUUUUUCCCCCUAUUCUGGCAUUCCAAACUACCUGGUGUCAUUACCUGCUUUUUACAUCAUUUCAUUACCUGGAAGAUUGUUUUACAGAUGACCUCUAAGAUGUUGUACAGUAGGCUUGUAGGAAUGUUGUGUUUGAGUUAUGUCAAUAAAAGUGUUCUGUAAAUAGC